UGCCAAUCAAACGUUGCCGGCGGCGGUACCACGCUACGGUCGAGGAUAAGCGCGACUUGUCCGCGCUUUCCGCCAUAUCUCUAGCGCUUGUCGUUAUGUCGUUUUCGGUAAACUCGCCUCCCUUCGCUCGUACUUUCACCGUGCAGUGAGCCCUCUCUGCCCCGGGCGCGACGACGGUCCAGAGGAGACAGGGGACGACGAAUGGCGUACGGCGACAAGAUGUCGGGCGUCUUGACACCGCCAGACCCGCUCGAUGUGGCGCUGAGGCCACCCGAAGACGAGAACGAGGAGGAUCGCAGCGCGAGGCUGUCCGCGGAAGAGGAUGCGAGGAAGGUAUCGGAGAUGAUUGACGAGGAGCUGAAGGCACAGGAAAGGGCAGAGAAGAGGGGCCCGAAACCCAUCAAAGUCUUGCUUCUGGGUCAAAGUGAAUCAGGGAAAUCGACUACGCUCAAGAACUUCCAGCUUAUGAACUCUCCGAAAGCAUUUCGCGCCGAACGAGCCUCAUGGCGCGCCGUGAUUCAUCUCAAUGUUGUCCGUUCAAUCCAUAACAUCCUCGAAGCCAUGGCAGAAGCACAAAAUGCCCAGGCGCAGCCAAGUACCCCCACCGGCGGUCGCCCCUCCAGAAGCCGCACACCUUCUGACUCGAGUACACGAGUAUACCCGCCGCUCACUGCGGAGCACCUGAAGCUCAAGAUGCGACUCUCCCCGCUCCUCCAGGUCGAGCAGGCGCUCAUCCGCAAGCUCACGCCACCCGGCUCUGCCGAGUUCGAGGCGACCCACCUUGCCCAGGCGUCGAACGUGAGCUACUUGGAGCGCAUCCGCCAGAAGGAGGUCGCCGUGAAUUCCCUAUUUGCGUGGAAGGGCGUCUUUGGUAGGUUGUUGUCGGACAGCCGCGACGCAGACAGUGGGGACGGCAUCGACUGGAAUGACCCACAGGCGAGCUCUGAAGUUGUAUCUCUCACUAUAGCAUUACUUAUGCGUCAAUGGCAGGAUCCGGGACGGAUCAUCCACGCGUGCGGGGAGGAUAUGAUUCGCCUGUGGAACGACGAGACCAUUCGUUCGCUGCUUCAAAUACAAGGUAUAAGGUUAGAAGACCGGCCCGGCUUCUUCCUCGACUCGCUAGAGCGUGUAACGUCCCCUCGAUACGUUCCAACAGAUGAGGACAUUCUCCGCGCGCGUCUAAAGACAUUAGGAAUUACCGAGUAUCGAUUCUCCAUCAAGGAAGGUACAUUGGGCGGGAUUACGCGGGACUGGAGGAUAUACGACGUUGGAGGACACAGAUCAUUGCGAGCGGCAUGGGCGCCGUACUUUGACGACAUGAACGCGAUCCUCUUCCUCGCACCCAUCAGCUGUUUCGACCAGACGCUCGAAGAAGACCCUACUGUCAACCGACUGGAAGACUCCGUCGUACUCUGGAAAACGAUCGUCUCAAACCCGCUACUCGCCAAAACGAGCAUCGUACUCUUCCUGAACAAGGUCGACAUAUUCAAGGCGAAGCUCGAGGCGGGCAUCAAGCUAAGCAAGUACAUAGUCUCGUACGGCAACCGGACGAACGAUUUCGAUAGUACAUCUAUAUACCUUAAGCGGAAGUUCGCGCAGAUCCAUAAGGAACGAAGCCCGGAGCCGAGAAUGUUCUAUUGUCAUUUCACGACUGUGACCGAUACCAAGUCCACGCAACAUAUCCUUGCGGACGUGCAAGACACUGUCGUUGUACGAAGCCUAAAAGACAGCAGUCUGAUAUCAUGACAUGAUCUAUGUUCUGGGCAGUGGACUUUGCUCGCGGAUUGGAUGAUGUUGUACAUUAGCCUGCAAUACUGCAGUUGGAGAUACCCUACUUCGAGUGCGACGGUGAAUGCCACGUACGCC
This is a messenger RNA of Rhodofomes roseus, 1866 nucleotides long. Its product is annotated as guanine nucleotide binding protein, alpha subunit. The record is from RefSeq and is a predicted model, not a curated record. Gene Ontology annotation, molecular function: G protein-coupled receptor binding; guanyl nucleotide binding; GTPase activity. Gene Ontology annotation, biological process: adenylate cyclase-modulating G protein-coupled receptor signaling pathway. Lineage: Eukaryota; Fungi; Basidiomycota; Agaricomycetes; Polyporales; Fomitopsidaceae. The transcript is spliced from 15 exons. Gene Ontology annotation, cellular component: heterotrimeric G-protein complex. The coding region runs from base 202 to 1746 and encodes 514 amino acids.